ACGGGCAGCCGGGCUCCCGACAGCCUGCACAUAUGACAGCCCGAGCCCCGCAGGCCGGCGCGGCACAGUCGGCGGCGGGCGCUGCCAGGUGAGGCCGCGGCCCGGGCGGAGGUCGGGGCCGCACAGCUGUGGCCGCGCGCCCGGCUCCCUCCUCCCAGCGGCCGCGGCCUCUCCCCUCCCCCCGCCGCUCCCGACGCCGCCGCCGCCGCCGCCGCCGCUCCCCUCCGCCUCCCGGUGGCUCGGCGCUCUCCUGCCAUCGCUCUCGCCCCCUCUCCCUCCGUCCCGUCCUCUCCGCUCCCCUCUGCCCGCCUCUCUCCCCCUCCCCCAGCCCCUCCUCUCCUCACCCCACCCGGCCUCCUCCCUCCCUCAGCCCGCCCGCCCGGCGCUCGCAGAGCCGACACCAGGGGGGCUCUCGAUGUAGCACCAUGACAGGCAUCGCCGCCGCCUCCUUCUUCUCCAAUACCUGCCGCUUCGGGGGCUGCGGACUCCACUUCCCCACCCUGGCCGACCUCAUCGAGCACAUCGAGGACAACCACAUCGGAACAAGGAUUUGGGACUUCAGAUUCAAGGGAAGUGUGAUCUUCCCCAUCCUCUUUUUAGCUCCUUACCCUCCUCUGAGAAGGAAGUGUGCCAUGUUCCUGUUUGCCUCUGUGCACUUCACUGCUGGUUCAGUACUGGCCUCCUGUCUCAGUGGACAAGCCAAGCACCCAGCUGAGGCCCUGCCCUGCUCCCGGCCUAAACUUCAUAGAAUUCCCCUGCUUCUCUGUGACUUUGCGAUCACUUCAUUCACAGCCCUGGUGCUGGUUCCCGGAAACAGGAAAAGCCGACCACCCAGCACUUUCCAAGCAACUCGUUCAUGGGAUAAUAUAACAUCUGAAAAGGUAACCUUUUCCUUUUGCCCCUGUGACUUCCCUUCUGUCCCGUUUCUCCUUGGGUUUGAUGACAUUGGCGCUGAGCUAGAGCUAAGGGGAAGUCAGUUUGGGUUUGGUGGGUUGUGCUUCUACAUUCACAGUCUUCUCUGUGCAGUAGAGUUGCCCCUAACCAUUCUCGUGUAGGAGCUGCUUCCCAGGUGCCCCUGCUGCGCUCUGCUACACUCCUCACACAAAGGAGCAGGGGCAGAGGCAGUAUCCUAGCAUGAGCGGGUGCUGUGACAUCUGCCGCUGGGAAUGUGGUUUGAAAUGUGUGGAGCCAGGGGGCCGGCGCUGUGGCACAACAGGUUAACAACCUGGCUUGAAGCACCAGCAUCCCAUAUGGGCGCCGGUUUGAGACCCCGCUGCUCCACUUCCAAUGCAGCUCUCUGCUAUGGCCUGGGAAAGCAAUAGAAGAAGGCCCAAGUCCUUGGGCCCUGCACUUGCAUGGGAGACCUGGAAGAAGCUCCUGGCUCCUGGCUUCGGAUCGGCGCAGCUCCAGCUGUUGCAGCCAUCUGGAGAGUGAACCAACAAAAGGAAGACCUCUCUCUCUAUCUCUACCUUUUUCUGUAACUCUGUCUUUCAAAUAAAUAAAAUAAAUCUUUUAAAAAAAAAAAGAAAUGUGUGGAGUCAAAAGUCUGUGGGAAAUUGGUCUACUUGUUAUGCGUGUAAAGUGCUGGGAAGAAUUGCGUUCUCAAGUGAAUUCUCUUCCUUAGGAAUGUGCUCAACUGUGCAGACACAUCACAAAGGCACCACUUACAAUGUGCAUUCUGAGCCAGCGCUGUUGCUCAGUAGGCUAAUCUUCAGCCUGUGGUGCCGGCACCCCCAGUUCUAGUCCCAGUCGGGGCACCGGAUUCUGUCCCGGUUGCUCCUCUUCCAGUCCAGCUCUCUGCUGUGGCCCGGGAAGGCAAGGGAGGAUGGCCCAAGAGCUUGGGCCCUGCACCCGCAUGGGAGACCAGGAGAGGCACCUGGCUCCUGGCUUCGGAUCAGCGCGGUGCACCAGCUACAGUGGCCAUUGAGGGGUGAACCAAUGGAAAAGGAAGACCUUUCUCUCUGUCUCUCUCUCACACUGUCCACUCUGCCUGUCAAAAAAAAAAAAAAUGCAUUCUGGGUGUAGGAUUCAUGCUUAUUUCACAUGACUUUUCAUGACAGCAAAAAACACUAACAAAUUGGUUAAUGAAUGUCAAUGCAAAGCACAGUUGUCAUUAUCAAUGCACAAAAAUACUUGGAAAAUCCUGAAUUUUUAUGGCUUAUGCGUGAAAGAAAAUUAAAACUAUUUACAAAUUUGGCAACAAUUUUAAAAAUUCAUAUGACAUUGCCAAAAAAAGAGCCAUGAGACCAAAAAUAACUUUCCUGAAUUAGCAGCAAUUAAAACUAAAUUUCAGGAGUGGGCAUUUAGCCCAGCAGGUAAGACACCAGUUAAGACCCCUACAUCUGGGGCUGGCUUUGUGGUGCAGUGGGUUAGGCUACCCCUUGCGAUGCUGGUAUCCCAUAUUGGAGCACUGGUUUGAGUCCUGGCUGCUCUGCUUCUGAUCCAGCUCCCUGCUGGUGCACUUAGAAAAGCAACUGGUAAUAGCCCAAAAACUCAGGUUCCUGCCACCUUCAUGGGAAACCAGAUGGAAUUCAGGGUUCCUGGUUUGUGGACAUUUGGAGAGUGAACCAGCAGCUGGAAGAUAACUCUCUGUCUCUCUCCAUCUUUGUCUCUGUCCCUGUCUGUCUCUCCCUCUCUGUGUCACUCUACCUUUCAACUAAAUAAAUAAAUCUUUAAAACCAAAAACGGGGGGUGGGGGCAGCAUUGUGGUGCAGUGGGUUAAGCCUCUGUCUACAAUGGCUGCUUCCCAAAUAGGCGCCUGUUCAAGUCCUAGCUGCUCCACUUCUGAUCCAGCACCCGGCUGAUGUACCUGGGAAAGCCAUGGAAGAUGGCCCAAGUGCUUGAGUUCCUUCCACCAACAUGGGAGACCUGGAUGAAGCUCCUGGCUGCCAACCUGGUCCAUCUGGCCACUGGGCCAUCUGGGGAGUGAACCAGUAGAAGAUCUCUGUCUCUCUCCUUUUCUCUCUGUGUCUGUCUCUCCCUCUGUCUCUGUAACUCUGCCUUUCGAAUAAAUUAAUCUUUAUUUUUAAAGGAUACCCACAUCUUAUAUUGGAAUGCCCAAGUUUAAUUCCUGACUCCUAAGUUCUGACUUCUAGCUUCCAGCUACUGCAGACUGUGGGAGGCAACAGUGAUGGCAGAAGUAACUGAGCUCCUACCACCCACCUGAGAGACUGGAUUGAGUUCCCAGUUCCUGGCUUCAGCUCUAGCCUAGCCUAGCCUAGCCCAGCCCAGCCACUGCAGAUAUUUGGCAAGUGCACCAGUAAAUGGGAGGUCUCUCUCUUGUUCUCUCUACUUCCCAACUAAAUAAAAAUUUAAAUUCAGUCCCUCAUGCUUAAAGGAAGACUGAUUUAUCUUUUUACCCUAUAGAAAAUGAUAUUAAUAUGCACCCUUGUCAUAUGAGAAUUCAUCAGAGUGUGCAGCCCAAAAGCAGUAUUUACAGCAGUGUGGGAGGCACUCUAUAUUCUGGAUUGUUUUCUUGGAUUUUAAUUUUGUGAUGUAUCUCCAGCUUAUAAAAUUUUGUGUUAUAAUUUUUAGUCUGAGUAAAUAAUCACUUUCAUGAAUACUUUGUGUUUGUAACACUGCAUUCUUUUUUUCCAUAAAGAGGGUAUAGAGCCACAGGCCUCAUCAAACUCGUGUCCCAGUUAGGGAGUCACCACUGUGUGCUGGAGGCGGUGCAAAAACACUUUCUGUACAGUGUUUAAUUUACCUUCGUAGCAAGCUGAUGAGGCAGACACUACCUGCGUCACGUGGAGCUAAGCAUGUGACCGUAGUGGUGAGAUACCAUAGCCUGUAAAAUGUGAACUAGGGAGGGUCUGUUUUGGUAAAAUUAGAAAGCAGAAGCAUUUCCCUGCAAGACAGCCUCUUCAACCUCAAUCAACAUCACUGCUGUGCUUGGCCCUUCCCCAUGGUCCUGGGGCCCUGUACUUGAAGUUCACCAUCUGUGUGCUGUGCCCCCCACCCAGAAACCCAGCUCUUAUCUGGAGGACAGGGUCUCCUCCUGUUCCACUUCCUCAAGAAGUGUUUUCAGAGGUGGAGUGAGGGUUAAAAUUGAGGAGUGCUUUGGGCUUUGAAAAGAAUCAGUUUACUGGGGCAGGCGUUGUGACACAGGGAGCCACUAACGUCACAUCCCAUAUCAGAGUGACUGGUUUGAGAGCUGGCUACUCUGCACCUGCCAUCAAGCUUCCUGCUCAUGCAUCCUGGGAGGCAGCAGCCGAUGGCUCAAUUACCUGGGUUCCUGCCACCUGCAUUGGAGACCUAGGUGGAGUUCUUGGCUCCUGGUUUCAGUGUGGCCCAGCUUUGGCUUUUGUGAGCUUUGGAGAGUAUACCAGUGGAUGGAAGGUGGGUCUCUCUGUCUCCAUGUCUCUCUCCUUCUUUCUCUCACUCUGCCUUUUAAAUAAUAAAUAAAUAAAUAGAUCUUUAAAAAAAGAAUAAUUACCAUAAGGUAACUGUGGGCUAUGAAAAAUUUAUUCCUGAUUUUUGGAGGUGUGUGUAUGUGAGGGAUGUGUAUUGGUGUGUCUGUGAGAGUGAUGUGUACAGUACCAGCUGUGCAAUUAGUCCAGGGUAGUUUAUAUUAAGGAAAUUUGAGGAAGACCUUUUUCAAAAGGAAAUCCAUGUAUUUUUGUACUUGGGAAUAGAACUUACUCCUUUUCUAAAUUGAGGAUAUUAUGAUGCUUAGUUGGAUCAUUUCUUGCUUUACCUACAAUGCAUGGUUAGAAUAUUCCAGGUGGCAGGAGGGCUGGGGUGGGAAAAACUUGAACUCUGGAACCAGACAGAACUGGAGUUUGAAUCCUGGUCCCACUACCUUUUAUCUUUUCCAACACAGACACCUCUGCCAUUUGUGAGCAUGGGAACAGUAACUGUGUAUAGCACCCCUAGCUUGUGGCAUUAGUGUGCAUUGUACAGUAUGAGUCCCAUGUGUUCCUGGAGGAAACCAGGACAGAGCUUGAAGUACACAAACAGUGCUGUGUGUAGCCAGGGUUUACACUUAAUGGUUGGGGCUGGGCUGGGCUGAAGCUGGAAACUGGGAACUCAUUCCAGGUCCCCUAUGUGGGUGGCAGAGACCCAAGUACUGGAGCCAUCACCUGUUGCCUCCCCGGGAUUGCAUGAGCAGGAAGACUGGAAUCCAGAGCAGAGCCAAGACUCUCAAACCCACGCACUUUGAUAUGGAAUCCCAAGCAGCAUCUUAACCACUAGGCCACUUGCUGAGCCCAGAGAUGGGGUUUUGAAGACUCUUAGUGAACCCAAGCUAAGUACGUAGUUUGGGAAGCCUGCACCCCAGGAAUUCCGGGUUAACUUGGUCUAGGCUUCUCCCUUUCCUCCUGGAGCUCCUUUCUAUUUAGGAAUCAGACCGGCUGUUGGAUUGUGGACUCAGACUCUUAGCAAGUGUCACACAGGCGUGUCCCAGCCCCCACAUAACCUAUAGAUAACUAGAUUUCAGAGAUAUGCUCAGGGCAUCGUUUCAUGGGAUCUUUUGACACCAGACAUCUGGAGUUUGGCACCAGCUCAGCUGAGUGGUUGAGACGUGUGAUUUAAACUCUUGUGUACCGGUGUUCUCCCUGGGUUAGAAACUCCCUGUUACAUGUCUGCCUCCCAUCCGCGCUUCCAGGGGCCCACUGUGAAAAUACACAGACAUCAGACAAACACUUUGCUCCAGCAAUGCUGAGUUACAAACACACUUUGCUUCAGAUGUUAGAAUGAAAGAAACUCAUUUUGUCAAUUCCUAGAAAGAUGAAGGCUUCUUAGGUGUUACCUGGCA
This is a messenger RNA of Oryctolagus cuniculus (rabbit), 5755 nucleotides long. The record is from RefSeq and is a predicted model, not a curated record. Lineage: Eukaryota; Metazoa; Chordata; Mammalia; Lagomorpha; Leporidae.